Molecule: messenger RNA, 456 nt
Organism: Daldinia decipiens
Lineage: Eukaryota; Fungi; Ascomycota; Sordariomycetes; Xylariales; Hypoxylaceae
Exons: 1
Coding region: 130-456 (108 amino acids)
Source: RefSeq, a predicted model, not a curated record
CCGGAACUCUCCUGCCUUGCUUUAUGUCCGCCUUACACACACAAUAAGUACUACUUUGCUUGCCAACAGGUACCUUCACCCCUUUCGCCUUAUCGACAAUAAAACUUCUCGACUUGACAUCUAGCCAAGAUGAUGUUUUCAGGCGCGCCCUCCACUAUCGAGGACAUAGCAGGCCUCAAUAUCGUUCUGGAAGAUAUUAAUGAUCUUGAAACCGAAGUCAACGAUAAAAUCAUCGAGGACGAGAUCCUAUCUAGCAAGAAGAGGGAAAUGUAUGAUCAAUACUGCGAAUACAUAGUCGAUACCUACAAGAAGCUCAAGAAAGCCGAAGAUUUGAAAGUCUUCCAGGGCAGAGAUGAACAAGAGAGAAUCCAAGCUGGAAUCAGAACGCUGGAGUCGGUGGAGUCCAAGAUCCAGUAUGCAUUGGAACGAAGCGAUGCGCUCGAAGAGUCCGAUUAG